Messenger RNA from Hibiscus syriacus, 2188 nucleotides. Its product is annotated as ferric reduction oxidase 4-like. The record is from RefSeq and is a predicted model, not a curated record. NCBI's taxonomy places the organism in Eukaryota, Viridiplantae, Streptophyta, Magnoliopsida, Malvales, Malvaceae. The transcript has 8 exons. Gene Ontology annotation, molecular function: oxidoreductase activity. Gene Ontology annotation, cellular component: plasma membrane. The coding region runs from base 38 to 2134 and encodes 698 amino acids.
AAGUAGAGUGAGAGAGAGAGAGAGAAGAAGAAGAAGAAUGAAGAUGAGCAGCAACGUAAAAGCAAUGGUGAGGGUGAUUUUCCUAGUGGCAUUCAUUGGGUGGUUGAUGAUUUGGGUUAUGUUGCCAACAAAACUUUACAAAAACAAAUGGACACCCAACCUAGAAACCAAGCUCAGUUCUACUUACUUUGGUGGACAAGGGGCAAACCUAUUGCUUUUUUCUUUCCCCGUCAUGUUCAUAGCUGCUUUUGGUUGCGCUUAUCUCCAUUUUCAAAACAGAUCCACACACUUUAAUCACUCCAAAAGUGCUACCGCCUUGUUGAAACGACCGGUGCUGGUAACGGCUCCCGUCGGAAUCGUUUCGGCACUGGAGCUAACUUUUGCGGCCAUGUUUGUGGCUCUCUUGAUCUGGUCCCUUGCAAAUUACUUAUACGUUAGCUUUGGACACCUCCACAUGCAUAAACAAGGCGAGAAAAUAUGGGAAGCUAAAUUCCGAAGUGUAUCAUUAAGGCUUGGGUACAUAGGGAACAUAUGCUGGGCAUUCCUCUUCUUCCCUGUAACAAGAGGAUCAACACUGUUGCCUCUAGUUGGACUGACAUCAGAGUCGAGCAUCAAGUACCAUAUUUGGCUUGGACAUGUCUCUAACAUCCUUUUUGCUGCUCAUACUAUUGGUUUCAUUAUCUACUGGGCCAUCACUGAUCAGAUGGUUGAGAUUCUGGAAUGGAGCAAAACUUGGGUAUCAAAUGUAGCUGGAGUUAUUGCAAUUGUAAUUGCAGUACCGAUGUGGGUGACAAGCUUACCUCAUUUUAGACGAAAGAAGUUUGAGCUUUUCUUCUACACACACCAUCUCUACCUUCUCUACAUCAUCUUCUACGUGCUGCAUGUUGGCGAUGCUUAUUUCUGCAUGAUCCUUCCUGGUAUCUUCCUUUUCCUCAUUGAUCGAUACUUAAGAUUCUUACAAUCCCGACAACGAACCAGAUUGUUGUCUGCAUGUGUCUUGCCAUGUGGCGUUGUUGAACUCAACUUCUCCAAGACACCAGGAUUGUAUUAUAAUCCGACCAGCAUCUUGUUUGUAAAUGUGCCUAGAAUUUCGAAGCUGCAGUGGCAUCCUUUUACAGUAUCUUCCAAUUGCAAUAUGGAGGACGAUCAGCUCAGCGUGGUGAUCAAAACGCAAGGGACGUGGUCUCACAAGCUUUAUCGAGAGAUCACUUCAUCUUUGGAUCAUCUUCAAGUCUCAACUGAAGGACCCUAUGGCCCUAAUUCAUCUCAUUUUCUCAUGCAUGAGUGUCUGGUUUUGGUGUCCGGAGGCAGUGGCAUUACUCCCUUUAUCUCCAUAAUCCGAGAGAUAAUUUUCCAAAACCAGAAGCCAAAUUUCAGGGUUCCACGAGUUGUUAUGAUCUGUGCCUUUAAGAACUCGGCAGACCUUGCAAUCCUAGAUCUUCUGGUUCCAAUAUCGGGUAAUCCUUCACAAAUAACCCAGAUUCAAUUGCAGAUUCAAGCAUACAUCACUCGAGAGAAAGAGCAGCCGAAGGCUGAAACCCAGAAACCUGUUCAAACAAUUUGGUUCAAGCCAGGCCCCUUUGAUUCACCCAUUGCUGCAACACUAGGCCCCAACAAUUGGCUAUGGCUUGGGGCAAUAAUCUCGUCAUCAUUCGUUAUGUUCCUUCUUCUUUUGGGCAUUGUCACUCGUUACUACAUAUACCCCAUUGAUCACAAUACUGAUCAAAUCUACCAUUUCUCUUAUAGAGCACUUUGGGAUAUGUUUCUCGUUUGUGUUUGCGUCUUCAUUGUUUCUAGUGCAGUUUUCGUCUGGUGCAAGAAACAAAAUACAAGGGAAGGGAACCAAAUCCAGAACACUGAAAUAGCAACGCCAAUAACAUCACCAGGGGCGCCAUGGUUUUCUGGUGCUGACGAUAGAGAGCUCGAAAGCCUUCCCCAUCAGUGCCUCGUCCAAGCAACCGAGAUCUGUUUUGGUUCAAGACCUGAUUUCAAGAAAAUACUAUUCGACUUAAAGGAAUCUGAUGUAGGAGUUCUUGCAUGUGGACCGAGGAAGAUGCGGCACGAUGUUGCUAAAAUUUGUGCAUCUGGAUUAGCUCCAAACCUUCACUUUGAGUCCAUUAGCUUCACCUUAUGAUGAAUAUCUGUAUACAUUAUUUGCUCAAUGCUAGAGGUGGAUUAUGUAAAAUAU